AUGGAACCACAGGCUUGUGACGUAGUGGUAGUGGUGCUGAGCCAAACGGAUUCACACCACAUCGAUCUCGCUCAACAGCUAAAAGCUGAUAUUCAUACACAAGCUCUUGCUGUGUCGCAGGAUGUUCCCGUUGUGCAUUUGGCCCAUGAAGAAUUUUCACAUCCAGGAACUUGGACAGUCGUACCUAUUCUUCCAAAGCUUCGUGCUCUGCAUGGUGAUAAUAGUUCUUGGAUUUUCUUUUGCGAAGAACAUACAAAAAUUAACCUUCCUUACGUACUACGUAUUCUCGAAAAACAUGAUCCGAAUGAGCUUGUGUGGGUUGGACAUGCCAUUUAUGAUAGAGAAGCCACCAUUAUUCACCACUUUGCAUUUUUUGAAAAUCCUCAGCACUUUAAGUAUCCAAGUUUUGCAUCAGGUUUUGCAAUGACUAGUACUUUGUUAAGGAGAUUAAGUGCUCAAGUAUUAGAAUAUGGGGCAUCGACUGAUUUUUCAAUUGAUCCUGCACAUGAAUUAGCACUGUUUAUUUGGAAUAAUGGAAAAGGUCCUAGGAUAACUCACGUACCUCACUUGUGCCUUCAAAAUAAUGAAGACUGUGCCUCUUAUCCAAUGCCAUUUACACCGUGUAGUGAUCCAGUGAGUAAAAAAUCUAUAUAUUUUGCUGUUAAAACUUGUGGGAAAUUUCAUCAUGAUAGAAUUCCUGUCAUUAAGAAGACAUGGGCAAAAUACGUUCUGAAUAUUGGUUUCUACAGUGAAGUUACAGAUAAUUCUAUUCCCACAAUCGAUUUGGGUGUUCCCAACACAGAACGAGGCCACUGUGGAAAAACAUUUGCUAUUUUAAAACAUGUAGCUUCACAUGUUAAAAAACAUCCUGAGAUAAAAUGGAUUGUUGUUGUAGAUGAUGAUACAAUUCUAAGUGUCACAAGAUUGCAGCAACUUUUAUCGUGUUAUGAUCCUAAAAUCAUGACUGCAAUUGGAGAAAGAUACGGGUAUAAUGUCCAACAUUCAGAUCAAGGAUACAAUUACAUUACAGGAGGAGGAGGCAUGGUCUUCAGUACUAAUUUGAUUCAAGCAAUAGUUAAAUCUGAACAAUGCCAAUGUCCAUCAAAUUCUACACCAGAUGAUAUGUUCCUUGGAAUUUGUUUAUCAUCUCUAAAUGUUCCUAUUACUCACUCACCAUUAUUUCAUCAGGCUAGACCAUCUGACUAUGCGCCAGAAUAUUUAACAACCCAAGUUCCUGUAUCAUUUCACAAACAUUGGAUGAUAGACCCUCUAAAAGUGUAUAAAAAGUGGUUUGCAGAAGCAGAUAAACAGUUCGAAGAAGUCAUCCAAAACAAACAUGUAGAGCUUUAAAGGAGCUGUAAUAUUUUCAAAACAGUUCAAAGUGUAACUAUAAUUCAGCAAUAAAGGAUUGUUAUAAGCAAAGAGAACUUACAUAUUAACUUUGUCUUUUUGAAAGGUAAGAGAAGGUUUUGACAAUUUUGGUGCAAGUGGACUGACUUAAAAAGAAGUAUUAAGGACUUUUUUUAUUAUGUAGUGAAUAUUUAAUUUCAUUUUUCCUUUGUUUUUAAACUGUACUUAUUCAUAUUACAAUUGUUGAAUUAUAUUUUUGUACAUAAUUAUUCAAAUUGUUUGUAUGUUAGAAUGUUUGGCUGAAAAAACACUGAGGUGAAAAUAGUUUUGUUACAGCUGAGAAUUGUUUGAAACUGAGAGCCAGAGAUUCCUUUUCAACCAUGAUAAUAUAAUAAUAAUAUUCUGGAAACCAUUUCUGUUUGUUAAGAACAUUCCCAUGAUGAAAUAUUUUGAAAACAAUUGACCAUCAUUCUUAAAGGAAUAGAGAAUUGUGUAUGAAAACACUUUUCCAAAAAGUAGUCUUCUUUUAUUUAUUUCAUUAUUUCAAUCUAACUUAUUAAACAUUGUAAAGCUGAUUCCAACAAUGAAUGUAACAGCACGUGUUUGCUGCCAAUAAUAUUGUGGUUAAUUGCUUUUAUUAGUUGAAAAUCGUGUGAAUUAGUUUUGUUUUGAAUUGACAAGGGCUCAUAAAAUAAGCCUGCAAUAAAAUGUACAUCGUAUAUUAUAUGUGUUAAAAUAUUAUUAAUGAAAAGUAUUUUCAUAAUAUUUUAGUAAAUUAAUGCAUAAAAAUGUUAUGUUAAAAGAAAAUGAAGAUAAAACCAUUAUUUUUGUAAUUUUUAAUGCCUAAUAUUUUACAAUGAAAUAUAAUAGUUUCUCACAAUAUUCCUA
Molecule: messenger RNA, 2238 nt
Organism: Gryllus bimaculatus (two-spotted cricket)
Lineage: Eukaryota; Metazoa; Arthropoda; Insecta; Orthoptera; Gryllidae
Source: the annotation of a GenBank genome assembly